This is a messenger RNA of Tripterygium wilfordii, 1697 nucleotides long. Its product is annotated as pectinesterase-like. The record is from RefSeq and is a predicted model, not a curated record. Gene Ontology annotation, biological process: cell wall modification. The transcript has 2 exons. NCBI's taxonomy places the organism in Eukaryota, Viridiplantae, Streptophyta, Magnoliopsida, Celastrales, Celastraceae. The coding region runs from base 23 to 1612 and encodes 529 amino acids. Gene Ontology annotation, molecular function: pectinesterase activity; pectinesterase inhibitor activity.
UUCAAAAACGUAGGGGUUUUCCAUGGAGAUUCUUGCUCAACCUCUCUUGAUUAUUGCACAUUUGCUCACCUUCUCAUUCACUCUUGUGCAUGGAAUUGGCACAAUAAAAUCAUGCAACCAAACCCCAUACCCCAAAACAUGUAACCACUUCAUGAUUCAAACCAACCCCAUGUCAACCCCGGAACAAAAUUUAUUCACUUUUCGUGACCAAUCCCUUAGGGUUACCAUGAAUAAAGCCAUAGAAGCUCACCAUCUUGUCUCUUCCAUGGACUUGACAUUGUUUGAUCAAAGAGCCAAAUUAGCCUGGCUUGAUUGCUUGGAGCUCUUUGAGGAUAGUGUUGAUCUUAUAAAUCGCUCCGUUAGCACAAACAGCCCUUUUGAUUCCCAAACAUGGCUAAGUGCAGCCAUUGCCAAUCACCAAACUUGCCAAAACGGGUUUAUUGAGCAUUAUUUCAAUUCAUCGGCUUAUCAUUUAAACUCACUUCCAUUCAUGCUUAGUGAUUUCCAAGAGUUACUUAGCAAUUCAUUGGCAAUAAACAAGGCGAACGUUGUAGCUCCAGAAACCAACGGACGGCGGAGAUUACUUGUCAAUGGCUUCCCAACAUGGGUUUCCGCGGCUGAUCGAAAGCUCCUCCAAUCAAGGCCAGGCCUUGAAGGACCAAAGUACGACGUGGUGGUAGCCCAAGAUGGCUCUGGCAAUUACAAGACCAUUUCUGAAGCUGUGGAAGCAGUCGCCAAGUCGAGAAAAGGGAGUACAAGAUAUGUCAUACAUGUGAAAGCCGGUGUUUAUAGAGAAAAUGUAGAGAUCAAGAAAGCUGCCAAGAACUUAAUGAUUAUUGGAGAUGGAAUUGAUGCUACAAUUGUCACUGGUAGUAAAAAUGCUCAAGAUGGCUCCACAACUUUUCGCUCCGCAACUUUUGCUAUAUCAGCUGAAGGCUUCAUUGCACGGGACAUAGCCUUCGAGAACACUGCGGGGCCACAAAAGCACCAAGCAGUAGCCCUUCGUUCACGCUCUGACUUCUCAGCCUUCUAUCGAUGCAGUUUCAAGGGUUACCAAGACACUCUGUACGUCUACUCUCAACGCCAAUUCUAUCGCGACUGUGAUAUCUAUGGAACCAUUGAUUUUAUAUUUGGCGAUGCAGCUGCCAUGUUUCAAAACUGUAACAUUUAUGUUCGUAAACCAAUGGACAACCAGAGGAACACCGUCACCGCGCAAGGAAGAUCUGACCAAAAUGAGAAUACAGGCAUAGUAAUCCAUAAUUCACGAAUUAUGGCAGCACCGGACCUGAGAGCCGUACAAGGUUCAUUCAAAACUUAUUUGGGUCGACCAUGGAAAAAGUAUUCGAGGACAGUGUUUGUAAGGAGUUUUCUUGAUGGAUUAAUAGAUCCACAAGGUUGGCUUCCAUGGAGUGGGGAUUUUGGUUUGAGUACGUUGUAUUAUGGCGAGUAUAUGAAUACCGGGAGCGGCGCGAACACGGAAGGGAGAGUGAAGUGGCAUGGAUUUCAUUUGAUAACAAGUGCAACAGAGGCCGGGAAGUUCACUGUUGGGAAUUUCUUGGCCGGUGAGUCUUGGAUUCCGGCCACAAGAGUACCUUUUGAUUCUGGUUUAUAAUGGAAUAAUCAUCAAAGUUAAAGUGAAACUGUAAUGUAAUGCAGUUGGUGUACAAUCAAAUUGAAUUAAUGAUGUCGCUUAUUAA